AUGUCUGCAGUUCAGAAGGUAGUGAUUUUUGGUGCCCAUGGCAAGGUGGGUCUGUACUUGAGCCAGAAGCUGGCGAAGCUGACAAGCGAGUUCCACCCAAUUGCCAUCUACAGAAAUCCCGAGCAAAAGGCCACUUUUGACAAAUUGAAUAUCCAGUCUGAGUAUCUCAGUCUGGCCGAUGCAGAUGUCAAAACCAUCACGAAGCUACUUGUGGACGUCAAGGCUGACAGCAUCGUGUUCACGGCUGGAGCUGGUGGUGCAGGGCUCGAUAAGACGUUUGCAAUUGAUCUCGAUGGUGCUGUCAAGACGUUUGAAUCUGCCGUAGAUGCGAAAGUAGACCGAUAUGUUAUUGUCAGUGCCUAUGGAGCCGACAGCAGAGACCAUUGGCACAACAGCUCGAUCCGUCCCUACUACACUGCUAAACACUAUGCUGAUCGCCUGCUGAGGACAUUCCCAUUAAAUUACACCAUUCUCCAACCUGCUCUUCUACUCGAUGGACCCGGUACUGGCAAGGUGACACCCCCCGAGAAGGCUGUCUCGUCAGACGCCAAAAAGGCCAUUCAUCGUGAAGAUGUGGCCUCCUUCAUAAUCGCGACCCUCCGUGACAAGAAGGGCACUACCUUCGGUCAGACCGUACCUCUCAUUAACGGCGAUGUUGAGAUCGAGGGGUUUUAUUAG
Molecule: messenger RNA, 678 nt
Organism: Sugiyamaella lignohabitans
Lineage: Eukaryota; Fungi; Ascomycota; Dipodascomycetes; Dipodascales; Trichomonascaceae
Exons: 1
Coding region: 1-678 (225 amino acids)
Source: RefSeq, a predicted model, not a curated record